CUUCGCAGCUGAUUUUCUUCGCGGCUAACUUAGCCCCAACAAAGCGUACGCGUUUAGCGAGCCGUGGUUGCAGAAUGUCGUUCAUCGCCCGUAAUGUGGCCAGAACGCUGGUGCAGGCUUCUUGCCGAGGAAUCCACUCCACGACUGUCGCCCAGAACCCGCGGUCCAGUUCGAAAUCGGAAGGUCGCAUCACCUGCACCCUAAUUCCCGGAGAUGGUGUCGGCCCGGAGCUGGUGUACUCGGUGCAGGAAGUGUUCAAGGCCGCCGAUGUGCCGGUUGACUUUGAAACGUUCUUCCUUUCGGAGGUGAACCCUACGCUCAGUGCCCCACUCGAGGAUGUCGUGCGGUCGAUCAACAAGAACAAGGUGUGCCUGAAGGGUAUCCUUGCAACGCCCGACUUCAGCCGCACCGGCGAGCUAGAAACGCUGAACAUGAAACUGCGUAACGAGCUCGAUCUGUAUGCGAACGUCGUGCAUGUCGUGAGCCUGGAGGGGGUUAAUACUCGCCACACGGGCAUCGAUGCGGUUGUCAUUCGCGAGCAGACCGAGGGUGAAUAUUCGGCCCUGGAACAUGAAGCCGUGCCCGGCGUGAUUGAGUGCCUGAAGGUGAUCACUGGCCAAAAAUCAGCUCGCAUUGCCAAGUUCGCCUUCGACUAUGCUACCAAGCACAACCGCAAGAAGGUCACCUGCGUCCACAAGGCCAACAUCAUGAAGCUGGGCGACGGUCUCUUCCUGAAGAAAUGCGAAGCGAUCGGAAAACUGUACCCUAGGAUCCAGUUUGAGAAAAUGAUCGUAGACAACACUACGAUGCAGCUGGUCAGCAAUCCAAAUCAGUUCGAUGUGAUGGUCGCUCCCAACCUGUACGGUAACAUUAUUGAUAACAUCGCGUCCGGAUUGGUCGGUGGCGCCGGUGUUGUAGCCGGUGCAUCUUAUUCGGCUGAACAUGCCGUCUUCGAGCCGGGUGCACGACACACGUUUGCUGAAGGUGUGGGCAAGAACAUUGCCAACCCGACGGCGAUGCUCCUGUGCUCAUCCAAGAUGUUACGCCACGUGAAUCUACUGCCGUACAGCCAAAUGAUUUUCCAGGCCGUACAGAACGUGCUGCGUGCUGGCAAGAUUCGCACCAAGGAUCUCGGUGGUCAGAACACAACUAACGAGUUUACCCAGGCCGUUAUCCACAAUCUGCGAUAAGCUGUGACACAGCGCCAACAUCCACUCCCACUAUCCAAAUCGUGCCCUGGACCUGAAGAAAAUCGGACAUAGUCUAAUGGUGUGUUUGCUGGAUACUGAGUGCUAGGAUUCCGAACGAAGGACGAAUUGACAUACUUUAAAUCCCGCCUCCCGUACCAAUCCCAUCUAAACAAUUUAGUCCUGCAAAAACACGAUAGUAUUUUUUUUUCUUCACCUCGCUCUUUUCAGUAUCUUUCUACUCCCAGUCUAUCUUAUUUAUUUCUGCUAUCGUCCCGGAGGAAACGCCUCCCCUACCCCCCCAUAAAUGAAUGCAAAUAGUGCUCAUAGUGUUUAUUUAGUGGAAAUGUUUUAAAAACAACGGUCAACCAUAUUUAUUCAAUUUACCAAAGGAGAGAGGAAGCAGUUCGAUCUACUAGUAAGCGCAGUAAGCAGACGUUCUCGAUCGAGGCGAUCAGAACGGAGUAUGAUGCCAUCUAAAAUCGCUCGGCAGUGACGAGAGCAUUAACGAAAUUCAAACAAAACCCUCGCCAGUAGAGAAAGCAAUUUGAGACCGGAUUGUGCGCUGCCGUUGUAUGUUUCUAGUAAAUGACGAGUCAUCGAAUAAUAAACAAAAAUACAACAACACACAAAAGUGUAGCGGCUAUUACAGCGAGCAUCGUUUAACAAUUCUUACUGAAAAUGUGUAUAGCUAUGCCUUUGAUCCUCUUUCGCACAAUAAAUAAUUUUGUCUGCGUGCCAUCUAAAGGUACAGUAUAUGCCACUAAGCGCUCUCUGUUCAACUGGAACGUGCUGCCUUCGUUCAC
Messenger RNA from Anopheles nili, 1993 nucleotides. RefSeq names its product isocitrate dehydrogenase [NAD] subunit beta, mitochondrial (gene Idh3b). Gene Ontology annotation, molecular function: NAD binding; oxidoreductase activity, acting on the CH-OH group of donors, NAD or NADP as acceptor; magnesium ion binding. The coding region runs from base 75 to 1190 and encodes 371 amino acids. Gene Ontology annotation, cellular component: mitochondrion. Gene Ontology annotation, biological process: tricarboxylic acid cycle; isocitrate metabolic process. Lineage: Eukaryota; Metazoa; Arthropoda; Insecta; Diptera; Culicidae. The record is from RefSeq and is a predicted model, not a curated record. The transcript has 5 exons.